GUCAUAUGUCAACCAUAGCGUCACGUUUGAGUAAUAAAGGAAGUAGCUCGAUACAGAGAAAUAUAAGAUACUGCUACAGAUUUCACAUCAAAGUUGUGUGUGGAGAGGGUAAAGAUGGAGGUGCCGUCCUACCAGUCUAAGCUCCUCUGUGAGUUGAACGAGCAGAGGAAGCGGGACUUCUUCUGCGACUGCAGCGUCAUCGUGGAGGGCCGGGUGUUCAAGGCGCACCGUAACGUGCUGUUUGCUGGCAGCGGCUACUUCCGGGCGCUGCUGGUGCACUACCUGCAGGACAGCGGGCAGCGGCACAGCACGGCCUCUCUGGACAUUGUCACCUCCGAGGCCUUCUCCCUCAUCCUGGACUUCCUGUACUCGGGCCGGCUGGACCUGCGCAGCGACAAUGUCAUCGAGGUGAUGUCGGCGGCCAGCUACCUGCAGAUGACCGACGUGGUCAGCUUCUGCAAGGCCUACAUCCGCUCCUCUCUGGAGAUCUGCAACCGGGAGAAGGAGAAGGAACGGGAGAGGGAGCGAGAGAGAGAGCGGGAGAGGGAGAGAGAGAAGGAGAGAGAGAGAGAGGGCCUGGCGGACAGCGGCUCUCCUGCCGAGGCCUCCAACGCCUCCACCUCCCAGACGGACGGAGGUGACCACUCGGGGUCGGACGUGCCCAGCUCGGCCGUGCCCUGCUCCGUGUCGGCCCUCCCGCUCCACCCGUCCCCGCCCCUGGCGCCCAGCAGGGACUCGGAGAGCGAGAGCUCACGGGGGGAGUUCCCCAGCUUUCACCCCGUGGACCUGGCUCUUAAGAGCAACCAGGGGGAGAAGGUCAACUCCUCCUCCAGGUUUCUUCUGGGACUGGUGCACCCCAAGACGGAGUUUGACCCUGAUGAAGAAGGGGAGGGCUCGCCAGGGCCGAAGGACAUGCCCCUGUGUCAAGCCCCGGCCGAUGAUGAUGACAUACCCCACCCUUCCAGCCAAACUCCGGGGAACGAACCGUCCUCCUUGCACUAUGAUAACUACCACAUGAAACAGUUCCUGGAGGUGUUUCUGAGGGGGGGCUCGGAUCCAAGGAGGGAGGAGCUGGUGCAGCACUUCUCCCAGGGCUUUGGAGGCGGGGAGGGGGCCAGUCGCAUGGAGGAGGGGCUGGGGCUGGGUGGCUCUUCCACCAUGGAGAUCCAGAGCGAGUGGUAUGGAGAAGACACAGGGGAUGGGCUGGUGGUGCCGGUGAAGCUGCACAAGUGCCCGUUCUGCCCCUACACAGCCAAGCAGAAGGGCAUCAUGAAGAGGCACAUCCGCUGCCACACGGGGGAGAGGCCAUACCCCUGUGAGACCUGCGGCAAGCGCUUCACCCGCCAGGAGCACCUGCGGAGCCACUCCCUCAGUGUGCAUCGCUCCAACUGGCCCAUUGUCUGUAAGGGGUGUCGGCGCACGUUCACAGGCCCGGUGUCACACGGGCUGAAGCGGUUUGGUCUGUGCGACGGCUGCACCUGUGUCACCACCACCCAAGAGGACUCCGCCCCCAUAAAUCUCAGCAGCCAAUCAGAGGGUGCGGAGCGCAGCGAGGGGGACAGCGACUGGCCAAUGUACAUGGACGACGCAGAGGAGGCGGAGCCCAGCGGUGGAGACGACGACCUGGAGGACAAGCAGGGACUGCAAAGGCAGCUCACAGGGAAUGAGGGUCUAAUAUAGGCCGGCGGAAGCCAGCUCUCCCUCCACUCCCCACCCGCACAAAUAAUUAUGGGACAAUAAAUGGAAAGUGGAGGCUGGCAACAGCAGGAAGGGGAGGAGAGGAGAAACGAGUAAGGGAGUGAUAUGAUGAGGGUAUCCACAGGAAACGUCCAAUCAGAGCUGUGGAAGGUGGCCAUAGAUGCCAUGUCACCACUUGGGCAGGGUCAGUCCUCUCCUCCAUGUUGUAAAGGGUCAGUCCUAGAUUUCCCCCCGGCAUAUUAUCAAGGGGGAGUGCAGGGCAGGUCUCAUUCUGCAGAUAGUCCAGAGACUGGAGAGUCCUGUUGAUGCGCAGUUUCCAAGCUAUGCAGAGAGUGUGGGAGGGAGAAUCGGAAGAAGCAGGGGGUCCUUUUCCAAGUGUGUCAGGGAUGUGCUCUGCAAAGCCUUGUACCAGUUUGCAGGAGUGAGUGAGUAUUCAUUUACUCACUGAAUAUUCUGACAGGAGAUACGCUUCCAGCAGCAGGUGGCUGCUUCUGUGCAUGAACACAGCAUUUAAACUGGCGGAGUGGAAAGGUACAGUAGAGUGGGGCCAGACACACCAGACACAUUCUCUGCAUGUAUACACUAAGUCCUGCAUGGCAGUCUCAUGGAACUGAUACAUAUUAUUGAAUUUUUCUGUAUCUGUGCUGUACUUGAGAUAACAACCACUAAUAACCACUUUCAAACUUCUGGGAAGUGACUGCCAGUUUUUUUUUUUUUUUUGCUGGCUUUAACAGACCGAAUGAACAGACGAUGGUGCUGACUGGGUGUAGCGGCUGUUCUAAACCCUCUGUUUUGGUGCUGGAUUGUUCCGUGCGUGUCUCAUUUCCCUCUUGGUCCCAUGAAAGCACACGAAUGAAGACACCCCAAAGAAGAAAAUCUGAAAAGAAAAUGAAUUGAGGAAAUAGUAUUUUGAUGUACCUGUACAUACAACUGAAUUUAUGAGGAUAAUUUGACACCUGAUCUGAUUUCCUUUUUGUACAGAGGUCACUUAUAUGUAUUAUUUUUUAAAGGAUACGUAUUUAUUGUGUUGUGCAGGUUUUUCCUAUUACGCAAUGAUUUCUUUUUACAAUUUUACUGAUUUCAAAAGCAGUGUCUACUGUGAAACACAACCCUCUAUUAAAAAUAUUGUAUAAAUAAAA
Molecule: messenger RNA, 2837 nt
Organism: Conger conger (European conger)
Lineage: Eukaryota; Metazoa; Chordata; Actinopteri; Anguilliformes; Congridae
Gene: zbtb8b
Product: zinc finger and BTB domain containing 8B
Exons: 4
Coding region: 115-1680 (521 amino acids)
Biological process (GO): regulation of transcription by RNA polymerase II
Molecular function (GO): DNA-binding transcription factor activity, RNA polymerase II-specific; protein binding; RNA polymerase II cis-regulatory region sequence-specific DNA binding
Source: RefSeq, a predicted model, not a curated record